This is a messenger RNA of Oppiella nova, 912 nucleotides long. Lineage: Eukaryota; Metazoa; Arthropoda; Arachnida; Sarcoptiformes; Oppiidae. The record is from the annotation of a GenBank genome assembly.
AUUGGAGUGGAGUUUAUUAGGAAUGAUAUCGAGUAUAGAGUUUACGCUAACAAAGAGGUUAUCGUUUCCGGCGGUGCCAUAAAUAGCCCACAAUUACUAAUGCUAUCAGGAAUCAGUCCCAAAUACCACUUACAAAGUCUUGGUAUACCAGUAUUACUAGAUCUACCGGUUGGUGACAAUUAUGUAAAUCAUCCCAGUUUACAAUUAAAUCCUAAGAUUAGACCCGAGUACUUGUAUCUCACAAAUGAACUGGCACAGAUAAACAUAAAACAAUUGAGCCAAUUAUACUACGAGCAAGGUGGUGUACUCGCACAACGUCCAUUCGCAGCUUUAAUUUACAGCACAAAAAAUAACCAAGAUAAGCAUUUCCCAAAUGUAAAUCUAUUUUAUCAUACAUUCAAUGGCACAUUAUGGACCACACCUAAUAUGGUCCGGGUCAAAAGUCGUGGAACAGUACGUCUACAGUCAACCAAUCCGAGGGUUUACCCACUAUUGCGCCCAAACUUUUUGACCGACCCGGAUGAUGUUGAAAGUAUUUUAGACGCUGCCAGGCUCAUAUUUUAUAUAUUUGAAAAGACAAUAAUGGCUCAAUAUGUUAUUUUACCCAAAUUAUCGGACUAUGGCUGUCCGGUGUUCACCGGGAGGUAUAUUCACGAGUGCACAGAGGGGUUGAUGUGUUGGAUAAAGUAUAACUCAGUCACGACUUAUCACGUGUCCGGCAGUUGUCGUAUGGGCUCAAUAGACAGACCCGAUGUUGUGGUCGACCCCCAGUUGAGGGUUAAGUACGCGAAGAACCUCAGGGUAUGCGACGCCUCUGUGUUUCCAAUGGUUCCCAAUUCUAACACAGCGUCCGCAUCUAUAACCGUUGGCUACAAGUGCUCACAAUUUAUUAAGGAUUGCUAUGAUUUAAAG